AAUAACGAUCCUUCACCAUACUUACCACCUAAUUUUCAAGGGAUGAAUCUCAUUAUUUUGAGAAUGCGGCAUAGCCUCAUAAAGGAGUUAGGGGAUAGAUUCAAGCCCAAGAAUUUGACAAUUAUGAAAUUGGAAAAUUGUGAAUUCUUAGAAAAGAUUCCGGAUCUUUCAAGCCUCUCAAAUUUGAAGGAAUUGGCUGUCCUAUUUUGUACAAGAUUAGUUGAGGUGCAUGAUUCCGUUGGAUGUUUGGAAAAUCUUUCUAUGUUGGAUUUUUUUCAUUGCUCUAAACUCCGAAUCUUUCCAAGAAGCCUCAAUUUGAGAUCUUUAUGCUAUCUUGGUCUUCAGGAUUGCCCAAGCAUUCGUUAUCUUCCUGAAAUCGAGUGUAAAAUGGAAUCUUUAAUUGAAUUGAAUCUAUGUGACACCGCAAUAGAAGAGCUACUUUUAUCCAUCAGGAACCUCAUACGACUCGAGUCUUUAUAUUUAAGAGGCUGCAAAAACCUUAUGCAUCUCCCAAUUGCUUGCAUUGGGCUGCAACAUUUACGUUGGCUAGAGAUUGGUGGUAAUUGUCCAGAUUUUGUACAGAAGAUGAUAGAUGAUGGGCUAUCCCUUGUGGCUAUUGAGUAUACAAAAAUGGAAGAGGAGAUAUCAUUACUUGAAGAACGACUCCAUAAAUUGGUGUCUCCAACAAAUUCAAGCAAUGGGAGCACUGGAUUACAAUUGUUGAAUCUUCAAAAUUGUUUCCAAUUAGAAACAAAUUUCUUUCCAAUAUCUAGUUUAUUUACCAUAUUUAACUCCUCCGCCAGUUUGCGUCAUUUAUAUCUAUCUUCCACUUAUCUUGUUUGCCGUCUCACGAGCAUCAAAGAUAUUAUGAGCCUCGAAUCUCUUUCCUUGAGCUAUUGUUGUAAACUUGAAGAAAUACCAGAGCUUCCACCAAAUAUAAGAGAAGUAUAUGUUAGGGGAUGCAAGUUAUUAGAAAUAUUUUGGGAAGUAUUAAAAAUAUUGGAACUCAAUGGAAGCCACAUCAAAUCGCUACGAAGAACUGAUUUGGACCGCUGCUACAAAAUGCUUGAAAAUAUAUGGAAUGAUAGAGUGCAAAUUCCUUUAUUGUGGAAGGUAUGUAUGUAUGUGUGAUCUCAUUUUUUAGUAGUAUGUAUGGCUUAAAUUAAAUUGAUGAUGAUAUUUGAGAUUUAACAGGGAGUCUAUGAAUAUGAUGUUACUUUGUCUCCGAAAAAUCAAAUUCAAGAGUGGUUGAGUAAUAUUAACGAGUUUUUAAAAGAUAAUGGAAUGGUGAAGGGGCCAAAUGAUUAUGUUAGACCAAGGGGAGAAGAAGAGUGGGUAAUAGAUAUCGAGGGGCUACACAAUUUGGGGGAGAUAAACGGAAUUAUACUAUAUAUCGUAAUACUUUUUAAAGAUGCUUCAGUGGAUGGUACAAUUGAUCAUACUAAUGCUAAGAUAACCAGUAAGAGGUCAGAUCAUGUAUGCUGUAUUGAAGGGGUACAAUUGGUUGAUAAAGGUUGGUACCACAAGGGAAAUAGGAUUGGAUAUGCUGUAUGGGUGGGGUACUCCAAUUUACAAUCUUUUAAACUACCGAUUUUGAAAAAUUUGCUAGUUCAAUUUGAUCUUCGGUGUAAAGGGAUGGUGCGGUUUUAUAAAAGUUGCAAAGCCAAAGUGGUAUACAAGAAUGAAAGUAAGUCGCCCUUUUUCCUUUGAUUUUCAAGUAAUAUUUUUUGACUCUCUACCUAUUAUAAUUUCCUCCUCUCUAUGUAUUAUAUUUUUUUCCCUUUCACUUUGUACAUUUAAUUUUGUUUCUGGGAUGAUGAUUUUGUUUCACUUACAGGCAUUUCAUAGUCGAUGCCAUGGUGCUUCUUCGAAGAUUCACAAUGUAUUGCUACGAAAAACAUAGCUUCAUUUGGUAUGUACAUUUAAUUUUACUUGAAUCUCUGUGUUGUUUUUGAGACAUUGCCCUGUUUUAGGCCCCAAUAAAAACAUAGCUUCACUUGGUAUUCUUUUUUGCACUUCAAAUUUGGUAUUCUUCAAAGCCAGAUAAUAGAAGAGCAUGAAGAGAGAGUGAAAAAUCAUCCACGUGUGCUGCAUGAAGAUGGAUGUUUCGGUGGAAUCUUCAAAUUUUGUUUUCUAUUCCCUAGUUUUAUCAACAACCAAACUGUGGAUGGGGAGACGGAUGAACAUGAGGAGAUUGAAUUAGAGCAAUGAAUGCAUUGGAUGAAUAAAGUUAGAACUAUACGUUUGCCUUUUGUUCCAAAGGUUGAACUGUACUAGUUUUUAGGUAAAUAUUGCUAUGCUAUCAUGGUCUUGUUCCAUUUUAUAGUUUUUCUGCGUUUUAGCAUUCUAGGCACAAAUUCAUCACCAAUGAUAAAUGAUUUUGAUGUUCGAAGUUCGUAGUAGGCAUAUUCCAAGGUUUCAUUUUGUCUUUGGAUUGUGUAUUUUGUAGACUUUGUGUGAUUUGGAAAUUCAAAAGGCUGCAACUUCCACUUUGAACACCAUUGAGUUUCAAGGUUUAUAGGGAAUUUGAAAUUAAUGGGAUCCUGUGUUAGAGUGACAUUAGAAGAAUUGCCAUAUGUGUGGUUAGUCAUGUUCUUUGGAAAAAAUAACCACACUGGUACUGGAAAGAAAAGAGAUUCAUGGAUUUCAACAUUGAACAACAUAAACUUGCACGGUUUUGGAAUACAAAGUUACCGAUUAUCAUAUUUAACAGGACGACGAAUAUUUUUGUUCUUUUUAAUUAAAUAAACUUGCAUCGUAUUGGAAUUUUAGACUUUGGGUACUUCUUUAUCAAUUUCCAGACAUGGGAAGAGCAUAGAAUGAUUUUCAUAAUCAUCUGUUUCAACAAGCAUGUGUGCUAAAACAGAGUAAAGUCAAUUGUUGUGGAUCAAAUUGAUCAUUUUAAACAAAUUGUCUAACUGGAUUUCUAGGAGAUUUCUUACACAACCUGCUCAUGGAAAUCCUGUGAGAUUGAAAGUUCCCUAAGAAUGUUGAUGUUGAGAUUGACGAUUCAGUGGCCUCAAUCGAUGGUAUUCAAGUUUCUAAGAGGCACCGUGACGGUGAUGAUUACAACUUGGAAUCCAAUUGGUACCCACAAAAGAGGAGGCCUUUUCCAAGUUUGAGCAUCAAGAAUUCAGAUUUAGAUGAUACACUACUCGAUUAAUCACAACUAAAUGGAUCAAAAUCACUCCCAGUACUAAAAUCUGCUGGGUUAGCUACGAGUACUCAAAUCUCUCAGCACCAAGAAUGACACACUGAUUUUGUGAUAGAAUUGCUGGUGCUGCGUGUGAUUUUAUUCCAUUUAGUUUUCUUUGGAAGGAAGUUGCUCAUUUUUCGUUUA
Molecule: messenger RNA, 3340 nt
Organism: Carya illinoinensis
Lineage: Eukaryota; Viridiplantae; Streptophyta; Magnoliopsida; Fagales; Juglandaceae
Product: disease resistance protein TAO1-like
Exons: 2
Coding region: 43-1131 (362 amino acids)
Source: RefSeq, a predicted model, not a curated record